Molecule: messenger RNA, 2310 nt
Organism: Erpetoichthys calabaricus (reedfish)
Lineage: Eukaryota; Metazoa; Chordata; Cladistia; Polypteriformes; Polypteridae
Gene: nags
Product: N-acetylglutamate synthase
Exons: 8
Coding region: 81-1619 (512 amino acids)
Biological process (GO): L-arginine biosynthetic process
Cellular component (GO): mitochondrial matrix
Molecular function (GO): arginine binding; L-glutamate N-acetyltransferase activity, acting on acetyl-CoA as donor
Source: RefSeq, a predicted model, not a curated record
UGACGUGAAGCGACAGCUGCUACAGUAAGCGAGUGGGUCACCAGUUAUUUGCUGCAGCAAAAUCACGCUUUCUAUGCGAUAUGGCAAAAGUAAACCCUGGUUCCACCAUUGCGAUGGCAAACCACUUGUUGGCACCAACCCGACCCUCAAGAGGCACGUUGCCACAACUCAGGCGACGGAUGAGCGUGGCGUCCGGUGCCGGGCUGUCUAGAAAUCGGUUGACAGCCGAGACAUUCAACGAGAAACGAUUAUUGUCAUCAAUGGCAGCGCCCAUGGCCGUUAGCCGCUCCUUGAGUUACCUGGACGUCACGACGUUUUUGGAGCAGGUCGGGGGCGAUCCACGGGAAGCCCGUUACUGGCUGGGUCACUUCCAAAAGUGCUCUCGCUCACAGUCGCCGGCCUUCGCAGUCAUGGAGGUGGAAGAGGAGGUCUUCCAGGACAAGGACAUGGUACACAGGCUUGCAUUUGGCCUCUCAUUCUUGCAGCGCAUGGACAUGAAGCCUGUUGUUGUGUUAGGACUAACACAGGAUUUGGAAGAAGAAAGUCAAAUAUCACACAGUGGCAGGUCCCGUCUCAUCCAAAUCUGCCAGGUGUUGACGGAGGCGCUCCUGAAAAACUCUGCUACUGUUCUGCCCUUCUUUAGUGGAGCUCCUUUAUUCAAAGUUGGUUUGAUGCCUUCCAAUACUAAUGGCAGGUCUGAGGCUCCUAUUACUGUGGAUACAGAUCUGCUGCAGUGGAGUCUAGACUGUGGAAACAUACCUGUGGUUUGUCCAAUUGGCGAGACUGCCAGUGGUCAGUCAGUCCUCCUGGACUCUCUCUCUGUGACAGCGGCCAUCUCCAAAGCUCUUGAACCUCUCAAAGUGAUGUUUCUGAAUGCAACUGGUGGAAUCCGAAACACAAGUCACAAAGUUAUUGGACAAUUGAACUUGCCCACUGAUGUUGAUCUACUGCUUGGAGCUGACUGGGUUAACCCACAGGAGCAGCGUCGAGCCUGGCUAAUCAUGGACCUGCUGAACCACAUGCCGACGGAGUGCUCUGCGGUCAUAACCUCUGCUUGCACUGUUCUCACUGAGCUCUUCAGCCAUAAAGGAGCAGGAACGAUGCUGAAAAAUGCUGAGCCAAUUCGGAGAUAUCACAGCCUGAGUGACAUUGAUGUAGACCGACUCCAAUCCUUGAUCAGCAAAUCCUUUGGAAAGAACCUGAAGAAAGAUUAUUUCGCCAUGCUGCAGCAACGCCUCCACUGCAUCUACCUUUCUGAAGGGUACAAUGCUGCUGCCAUAAUUACUGAAGAGCCGGUAAAUAGCAGGACUUUAUAUCUGGACAAAUUUGUGGUGAGCAGUUGUAAACAGGGCCAGGGCACUAGUGAAAUGCUCUGGAAGUGUAUUCGUCAGGACAUAGGCUCGCUUUUCUGGAGGUCACGGUGCUCAAAUCGGAUCAAUCCAUGGUAUUUCAAGCAGUGCGAAGGUAGCUUUGUCAACGGCAAAUGGAUUGUUUUCUGGUAUGGCCUACCUGACAUUCGCAACUCCUAUGAACUUGUUGACUACGCCAAGAACAUGCCAGAUUCCUUUGUCAACUCUGAAUGUGACAAUUUACCCGAACUAGCCUUUCCAGAUCUCUAAGGUCAGAAGCUGAGUCUAUCAGCCCAGAAACGUUUUAUCCUUCUAUUUAGUGACAAUCCUCAACUUCAACCUGGCUUGAGUCCAGGACUGCUACUGGUCAGCAGCUACUGUGACAUUCUAAAAUAUUUGCGGGUUUCAGUACCUUAUUUGGCCACAUGCAGCUUUUUUGUAUUUUUCAAAAUGAUUUAUUUUGUUAGAAAUAGCUGGCCAAAUAAUGUAAAUAAACACCUUGGACAUUUUACUUUUACUUCAUAGUUUCUUAAAUUCCAGUAACCCACUGCCUAGGAUUUUGAUGCUGCCACUGUGGAAAUAUUAGGUAAAAUCAAAAAAAACAGUCAAACGUAAUACUGCAUAUCAGUGGAAACGUUUUGAACAUUUCCCAACAAAUAUUGUAUUGUGGAUUUUAUUUGGUUCAGCAAAAACAACUAAAAAUGAGUCACCUCUGUAAACUCUUUAGUAAAGCCAAACCCCACAGACAGUACCUUUACCCACCCAAUAUCCUGCAACACAUAAAAGCAACAAAUAAAAGUAAGGGUCGACUAAAAGCUUUUGAUCACACGCAAUUCCAUAGUGUUGUAAAUUCACAAUUGGCAGAAACACCACCCAGUGGUACACAUGGAGCACCCACAACCCUGUGCUCUGAGUGGCGGCUGUUUAGUCUUCAGCCUUGUCGUCUGUCUUCUUAUAUAAU